GACGUCACUGCAUGCCUUUACGUGAACCAGAGCAGAACACCACGCCGAUUGCCAACUGCAUGGCACGAUGAACGUCUCGGAGAGGGUCACACUCGAAUUCGGCGACUACUCGAAACAGCACAGAGCAACGCUCGCUGAAUUGGCUCACCAUGAAUACCAAAAGGGCAGCUAUGACAGAGCCGAGCAACUGAGUAUGGAGCUGUGGCGGCAUGACCCGGAUAACACCGGCUGCCUUCUUCUUCUGUCAUCGAUUCACUUUCAAUGCCGACGACUCGACAAAUCCGCCCAUUUCUCGAAACUCGCCAUCAAGGCCAAUCCACUUCUCGCCGAGGCCUAUUCGAACUUGGGUAACGUGUACAAGGAGCGCGGACAACUACAACAGGCGCUAGAAAGCUACAGACACGCUGUCCAGCUGAAGCCCGAUUUCAUUGAUGGCUAUGUCAACCUGGCGGCCGCGCUCGUCGCCGCUGCUGACCUGGAGGGCGCCGUUCAGGCGUACGUGACCGCGCUGCAUUUCAAUCCGGAUUUGUACUACGUGAGGAGCGAUCUUGGCAACCUGUUGAAGGCGCUCGGACGACUAGAAGAAGCCAAGGCUUGCUAUCUCAAAGCGAUUGAGACGCAGCCAAAUUUUGCUGUCGCUUGGAGCAACUUGGGAUGCGUGUUCAACGCGCAGGGAGAGAUAUGGCUUGCCAUACAUCAUUUUGAGAAGGCUGUGCAGUUCGAUCCAACGUUUUUGGACGCCUACAUCAACCUUGGAAAUGUCUUGAAAGAGGCAAGAAUAUUUGACAGAGCUGUAGCUGCGUACCUUCGAGCUCUCAAUCUCAGUCCAUCAAAUCCAAUCGUUCACGGCAACUUGGCUUGUGUUUAUUACGAGCAAGGAUUGAUUGAUCUUGCAGUGGACACAUACCGCAGGGCUAUUGAGCUACAGCCUCACUUUCCUGACGCGUAUUGUAAUCUAGCAAAUGCUCUCAAAGAGAAAGGAAGGGUCCAUGAGGCAGAGCAAUGCUACAACACGGCACUAACGAUGUGUCCAACUCACGCAGACUCUCUCAACAACUUAGCAAACAUCAAACGAGAACAGGGAAAGAUUGAGGAGGCAACAAAACUAUAUGUGAAAGCAUUAGAGAUAUUUCCUGAAUUUGCUGCUGCUCAUUCCAACCUUGCCAGCAUUCUUCAGCAGCAGGGCAAACUACAAGACGCUCUUGCUCACUACAAGGAAGCCAUUAGAAUCGCGCCCGCGUUUGCUGACGCCUACAGCAACAUGGGAAACACACUGAAAGAGAUGCAGGACAUACAAGGAGCUCUCAAGUGUUACACACAAGCCAUUCAGAUCAACCCGGCUUUUGCUGACGCUCACAGCAACUUGGCAUCUUUACAUAAAGAUUCAGGGAAUGUUCCAGAGGCGAUUGCGUCGUAUAGGAUGGCGUUGAAGUUGAAGCCGGAGUUUCCGGAUGCGUAUUGUAAUCUCACACAUUGUUUACAGAUUAUCUGUGAUUGGACCGACUACGAUGCUCGUAUGAAGAAAAUCGUUGCCAUCGUCGCUGACCAACUGGAGAAAAACCGUCUCCCAUCUGUUCAUCCUCACCACAGCAUGUUAUAUCCUUUAUCACACGCCUUUAGGAAGGCGAUAGCUGCAAAACACGGCAGUUGGUGUGUCGACAAAGUUCAAGUGCUUCACAAGGAGCCAUACGAACACAGUCGAGAUCUCACUGCGUCAGGAGGUCGUCUUCGUAUCGGAUACAUUUCCUCCGAUUUCGGAAAUCAUCCCACGUCUCACCUCAUGCAAAGUGUGCCGUCGAGUCACAACGAAUCGAAAGUCGAGGUUUUUUGUUACGCUCUUUCUCCUGAUGACGGGACGGCAUUUAGAAAGAAUAUUGCGAAAGCAAAGCAUUUGAUUGAUCUCUCACAGGUUGUCGACUGUGGGCAGGCAGCUGAUCUUAUUCACUCGCAUGGCAUUCACAUUUUGGUGAAUCUGAAUGGAUACACGAAGGGAGCAAGGAAUGAGGUGUUUGCGCUGAGACCAGCUCCGAUACAGGUUAUGUGGCUAGGAUACCCGGGCACAAGCGGCGCCACAUUCAUGGACUACAUCAUCACCGACCGAGUAACAACUCCCUUCGAGUACCGCGACCACUUCAGCGAGAAACUCGCCUACAUGCCCAACACCUUCUUUAUCGGUGACCACGCCCACAUGUUUCCCCACCUCCUACAAGAAGGAACCGGCGAAGACAUCACAGAAGAACGAAUAAAACAAAUCACGCAAUCGAACCCGCACUACACGCAAACCAUACCAAACGACAGUGACGAACACUCAGCACCUCAAGUCGGUAUCGUCCCCCCUGCGGCACCAAACGUCAACAAAGGAUUGACAGUGAAGAUGUCAGGGGGUGAGAUAUACCCACCCAUUCUCCCCCUGACUCUCCGCGAACACUACGGGCUUCCGGACGACGCGAUCAUUUACUGUAACUUCAACCAGUUGUACAAAAUUGAUCCUGCGACGCUCGUCAUGUGGCUCAACAUCAUCAAGCGUGUGCCAGGCAGCGUGCUGUGGCUGCUCAAGUUUCCCGUCACCGGCGAACCAAAUAUACUGAAUGCGGCGGCGUCUGCGGGUCUCACAUCCGGUCGUGUUGUGUUCUCGCCUGUCGCACCGAAGGAGGAGCACGUGAGACGAGGGAAAGUGGCGGAUGUUUGUUUGGAUACGCCACUUUGUAAUGGGCACACGACAGGAAUGGAUGUAUUAUGGGCCGGUAUUCCCAUGCUAACUCUUCCUGGUGAAACACUCGCAUCACGUGUAGCCGCCUCACAACUCAUGACCCUCGGAUUCCCAGAACUCGUUGCAAAGUCAAGACAAGAAUACGAAGACACAGCAGUUCAACUGGGAAACGACCCAAAACGGUUGAAAUCUUUGAAGGCAAAGAUAUGCCGUGCACGCGUCUCGUCUCCACUCUUCAAUGUCGAGAGAUACACACAAGACCUGGAGAGCGUCUUCUUCAAGAUGUGGGACAGACACACAAACGGAUUGGAACCCGACCAUCUCGUCGACUGACACCACCAUGUCAACUGACCUCAUGGCUGCUGGCCAGAUGUAGAUACAGAGACACGACAUAAUCACAUAAUUGCUUUCUUUGUUACAAUUUGGAUGAGGAUUUUAUUAUUGGUGACGUAA
Corticium candelabrum is the source of this 3163-nucleotide messenger RNA. Its product is annotated as UDP-N-acetylglucosamine--peptide N-acetylglucosaminyltransferase 110 kDa subunit-like. The record is from RefSeq and is a predicted model, not a curated record. Gene Ontology annotation, molecular function: protein O-acetylglucosaminyltransferase activity; protein binding. Gene Ontology annotation, biological process: protein O-linked glycosylation. The transcript is spliced from 17 exons. Lineage: Eukaryota; Metazoa; Porifera; Homoscleromorpha; Homosclerophorida; Plakinidae. The coding region runs from base 68 to 3043 and encodes 991 amino acids.